Messenger RNA from Arabidopsis thaliana (thale cress), 1060 nucleotides. RefSeq names its product polyadenylate-binding protein interacting protein. NCBI's taxonomy places the organism in Eukaryota, Viridiplantae, Streptophyta, Magnoliopsida, Brassicales, Brassicaceae. Bases 359 to 790 code for a protein of 143 amino acids. The transcript is spliced from 3 exons. The record is from RefSeq and is marked reviewed.
UUCUUUAGCUUAAUGGGCUUAUGGGCUUCUACGUUCUAGAAAUUUCCUACUACACAAAAUAUCUUUCGUUUUAUCCAAAUUCCAAAACAGUAAUAAGAUUAUAAGAACAAUAAAUAUCUUAUCCAGUAACUAACGAACGUAUAUCCCAAUUAUUGUGAACAUCACCACCGUCAGAUCACGCCCUUAUCAUUCAUGACCGUCAGAUCCUCAUAUUUUACAUCACACGUGGCCGUGACUCUUUACCGGAUAACCGGAUUGUCUCUUCUUUAAAACCGUGCCCAAGCGACUCGUGAGUGAGACUCGCUCUAAGACCCAGUUUGACUCGUUGAUCAACGAAAGUGUGAGUUUGAGGUGAAAGAUGACGGCGACGAUAGAUCGGAGGUUAUCAACGCUGAAUCCAAACGCGCCGGUGUUUGAUCCGGUGGAAUUUCGUGAGGUGGAGGAUUUUUCACCGAAAUGGUGGGAUCUAGUAACGACUUCGAAAUGGUUCCGUGACUUUUGGCUCAGUGCUAACUCUGAGAAUGAGUUCCUCGGCGGCGACGAUUUCUCAGUUAUGGAAGAAGAGUUCGAGGAGAUGAUCGCAUCGUCUGAUGGUGGAUCCAUGGCUGAUACAGUUACAGAAGCAGAUGUGGCUAGUUAUUUGAAGAUGCUUUUGAACAUAGCGGAGUCUACGAAAGAGAAGAUUUAUAGAUCGAAGGUUUCGUCUUGUUCACCAAAGUAUAAUCAGAAGAAGUACAUGAAUCCGAACUUUAAUUGUCGCCGGAAUCAUCAUAUCUAUCAGCCACGGUGAAGCUUCUAGAAGGAACAAAGCUCUUCUUCUUCUUCUUUCGAGAUGAUAAUCAGAGUCGUGUCUGUGUUUAUGGCUGAAUCUGAUCUUUUCUGCUUUCUUGUUUUUUGUAAUUCUGUGAAUAUUCCUACUUUCUAUAAUAACAUCACUUUAUGUUAUGAGCAUAACCAAAUUGAAAUCGAACCAGGUCGAAUCGAAAUGUUUGGGUCGGUUUAAAAUGGGAUUGUAUCAUUUGUCUUUGGAAACCAAAUCUAACAACAAUAUUGAAACCGG